AUUUCAACUUCAGCGCUGUUUACGGAAGGAAGAAGAAGAGCCCUCUGGUGGUCGGUGUCACCUUGACGGUUUGGCAAAUCAAAACAUAGGACAUCAGCCUUUUGUUAUGUGAAUUUUACUUCUCGCCAAAUUGCGUUGCCUUUACUUUGUGUUUGAUAGUUUCAUUAUAUAUUUGAUUAAAAACGGUGUUCCCUUUAGAUCUUUGUAUGUCACGACAAUGUAAUUGGUGAUGAACGUCAUUAUCACGGAGCCUUACUGACAGUAGAGCUUACUGUGAUCGCCUACCGUUCACCCUAAGGGAGUAAGGGCGAGAGAGAGAGAACUAAGUUAAGCUCACAUCAUGGAUUCCGAUCCAGAGACCUUGGACAAACAGUUCAGCAGUAGAUUGUUACUUCGUCAUGCUAGUCAAAAUUCAUUGGACGAAAGUUCUCAGAAACACAUUCCGCGAUCUGAGACAAAGCACAAGCUUCCUUACAGAAAUCCACAGCACUUUCCUAAGGCAUUUGACAACCUAAAUCUGAUGCGAAGACAAAGUCAGCUAUGUGAUGUUGUGCUAAUAGCUGACAGCAUUGAAGUUCCUGCACAUAAGAUGGUUUUGGCCUCCUGUAGCCCAUACUUCCAUGCUAUGUUUACUAGUUUUGAAGAAAGUCGCCAAGAUAGAAUAGUGUUACAAGAUAUUGAUGGUAAAUGCAUUACAGCUCCUUAUUGAUUAUGCAAAGACUACCUGAUAGAAGCUAUGAAGUACCACCUUCUGAAAGGAGAACAGAAAGCACAGUUCAAAUCCCCAAGAACCAAACCUCGACAACCUGUUGGUUUACCAAAAGUAUUAUUGGUUGUUGGAGGUCAAGCUCCUAAAGCCAUUCGUAGUGUGGAAUGCUAUGAUUUCAAAGAUGAAAGAUGGUUCCCAGUUGCAGAAAUGCCUACUAGGAGGUGCAGAUGUGGAAUAGCUGUAAUAAAUGGAAAGGUAUAUGCUGUAGGAGGUUUUAAUGGCUCACUAAGAGUAAGAACAGUUGAUGUAUAUGAUCCAGCUCGAGAUUCAUGGACAACUUGUGCAAGCAUGGAGGCUCGUAGAUCGACUCUUGGUGUAGCCACUCUAAAUAACUGUAUAUAUGCAGUGGGUGGUUUUGAUGGUUCCACUGGAUUAAAUAGUGCCGAGAUGUAUGAUUCUAAGUCUUAUGAGUGGCGCAUGAUUGCUCCAAUGUCUACGAGACGAUCAUCAGUUGGUGUUGGUGUUGUUAGUGGACUUCUUUAUGCUGUUGGGGGCUAUGAUGGCGCAUCACGUCAGUGUUUAGCAUCUGUUGAGUGUUACAGUCCAGAGUCAGAUGUUUGGACGUCUGUAGCGGAAAUGUCGGCUCGUAGAAGUGGAGCAGGUGUUGGUGUUCUAGAUGGGUUGCUGUAUGCAGUUGGGGGUCAUGAUGGACCAUUGGUUAGGAAAAGUGUAGAAGUGUUUAACCCCGACAACAAUGGCUGGAGCCCUGUUGCCGACAUGAAUCUUUGUAGGAGAAAUGCAGGUGUGAUUGCUCUGAAUGGACUGUUAUAUGUAGUGGGUGGAGACGAUGGAACAUCAAAUUUGGCCUCUGUGGAAGUUUAUAAUCCCAAGACAGAUACUUGGACACUCCUACCUGCACAAAUGGGUAUUGGGAGGUCUUAUGCAGGUGUAGCAAUUAUUGAUAAACAUGGUUUCUGAGACGAGGCUGAGAGCGCAAGGGAGUAAGUGCAUCAUUUUUUGUUGCAUUACUCCUGGCAGUGGUGUAUCAAUGCGCUCGUUACAUAAUUCUUACAUUGGUGGGUGAUAUUUUUUAAAGAUCCAAAGUGAGUUGAAGUUCAUCUUGAAAAUUGUAUUCAGUGUAUUAUGAGAAAUCAUGUGCCAAAUUUGUGUUUUUUAAAAACAAAAAAUAUAAGUGGGCGACUUACAGUGUGCUUCUUAACAUUGGAUGGUGGUUUGUGACAAAGAUACUUGCUUUGCUGUUUUUAAUUGCAUAUCAUAUAUAAUAAUGUGUACCUAAAACUUAGUGCUAAAGCUUUGGGAAAGGUGGUACACUGUAUACUGUAUUAAGUUUGAUAAAGUUCUCCAGUGAAAUUUACCAUUUAUUUAUGUGGGGAUUUAUCAAAGACUAUGCCUUAUCUCACAUUUUUUAUGAUAUGAAGUGGUGCAACAUAGAAAACAUCAAAAGUUUAAAUUUUUUAUUUAAAUCCUAGAUGUAUUGUUAUCUUUGUAUUUGUGUAAAUAGAAAGUAUUCUUAAAGUUAUCAUUUUGUUUUUCUUCUACUUCUUCAAGGUGUUAUAGAGAAGUAGUAAUAACUUUUCAGGAUCUACUGUUGGUAUGUUUGCUUUCUAUAGAUGUUAUCCCAUGCUUCUCUUACCCUUGCACAGUUUUCCCAUCCUAAAAUAGUUGAACAUUAAAUACUUAUUAUAUCAAAUGUAAGAAUGUACAUGAUUUGAAUAUGAAAAUAUAAAUAUUUUACAAUAUA
This is a messenger RNA of Macrobrachium nipponense, 2471 nucleotides long. RefSeq names its product ring canal kelch homolog (gene kel). The record is from RefSeq and is a predicted model, not a curated record. Gene Ontology annotation, molecular function: protein binding. Lineage: Eukaryota; Metazoa; Arthropoda; Malacostraca; Decapoda; Palaemonidae.